Messenger RNA from Pelmatolapia mariae (spotted tilapia), 1275 nucleotides. Its product is annotated as nuclear receptor coactivator 7-like. The transcript is spliced from 6 exons. The record is from RefSeq and is a predicted model, not a curated record. Bases 35 to 718 code for a protein of 227 amino acids. Gene Ontology annotation, cellular component: nucleus. Gene Ontology annotation, biological process: response to oxidative stress. NCBI's taxonomy places the organism in Eukaryota, Metazoa, Chordata, Actinopteri, Cichliformes, Cichlidae.
CAGAGAGCAGCGCUUGACAGAGAAAUCAGGAGCUAUGAAGUGGUUGGCAGAAAAUAUUAAGGUGCUUUACAUUGCCAGUGACUGUAUGGAGCCUUAUGUUGAGAUCAUCACAGUGAAAGAGUCCAAACGCUGCCAGAGUCUGUGCAGCUCAGAGGCCUCUGAGGCAGAAGAGCCAGAGUACCAGCUGGAAGUUGAUGAUGAUCUCCCUGUCCUCACUGACCAGAGUCAUCUGCUAGAUGACUAUCACCUAGAAAAACUUGCUGCUCACAUGCCAGCAAGGACCCAGGGUUAUCAAUGGCAGCUGGUCUACAGCACAGCCGUCCAUGGGAGCAGUCUGAAGACUCUGUACAGGAACAUGGCUGAGGUGGACAGCCCUGUGCUGCUGGUGGUCAAAGACAUGCACAAAAAGGUGUUUGGGGCUUUUUCUUCAGAUCCAUUCAGAGUCAGUAAAUACUGCUACGGUACCGGAGAAACCUUCUUGUUCAGCUUCAAUCCCGACUUCCAGGUAUACAAGUGGAGUGGGGUGAACUCGUACUUUGUGAGUGGAAACUGGGAUUCAUUGCAGCUCGGUGGAGGAGGGAGUGGCUUUGCCCUGUGGCUGGAUGCUGAUCUGUACCGUGGUUCCAGCUUUUCCAGUCCGACUUUUCACAAUGCACCUCUCUCCACAAAUGAGGACUUUAUUGUACAAGACCUGGAGGUCUGGACUGUGCAGAAUUGACUGUGAACAUCUAAAAAGCCGAGCUAAAAACAAAGCAGGACCUGUUGUUCUGUGUGGAGCUCCCACACUUCAAGGCGUGUGGGUCGUUUAGCCACUACUGUACGUAUCCUGGUGGAGCGUCUGCUGUCGUCUGUGCACCUGGUUCAGUUUUUUCUUGCACAGUAUGAAGCCUGCUGAUGGGGCAGCCACUCUAAUGGGAUUCAAGAUUCAAGAAAGAGUCUAUUUUUAUGUUAUUUUUACAUCAAUGCAUAUUUAUAAAAUGACAAUUUUAAAAGGAUUUUUUAAAGUUUACAUCUGUGUUUAAGUGUCAGUGUGUUUUCAUAUUAUAUUAACUAUUUAAUAGUAAAAUCACUGUAACACUGGUAGGACCAAAAACCGCUGAUCUGAACUGGUUUUAACAUGUUCCAUGUAAGUGAGGAUCAAAAUAGGAGCGCUGAAUAUAAUAUAAGGACAACGUUGGACUACAAAAGUUGAUUGUUUGCUGCUUGAGGAAGAAGACCUUAACUGAAAAAUAUAAGUUCUGCUUUAUGUAAGUGAAACACCAGCCUGCCUGUGUG